Molecule: messenger RNA, 633 nt
Organism: Effrenium voratum
Lineage: Eukaryota; Dinophyceae; Suessiales; Symbiodiniaceae
Source: the annotation of a GenBank genome assembly
AUGUUGCCCCGUGGCUGCUGGCUGGGUGGCCAGCUGAUGAGUUCUAUGGUGGUUCGGAAGCCUGCUCACGAGUUCCUGGACGAGCUAGAAGUGCCUUAUGAUGACAAGGGCGACUAUGUGGUGGUGAAGCAUGCCGCACUCUUCACGUCCUCCGUGCUUCGCAAGACGUUGAUUGCACCCAAUGUCAAGCUGUUCAACGCUGUGGCAGUGGAGGAUUUGCUUGUGAAACAGGAGGGUGACAAGGUGGGAGUGCGGGGCGUCGUCACAAAUUGGUCCCUGGUCACCCAGAACCAUGACACCCAAUCCUGCAUGGACCCACAAGUCAUGGAGGCCAAGGUGGUCGUGACCGCAACUGGGCACGACGGGUCCAUGGGGGCCAGUUCUGCCAAGCGUCUUGAAUCGCUUGGCGCGCUUCCAGCCGGACUACCAGGAAUGGGUACCUUGGACAUGAACACUGCGCAAGAUGCAGUGGUGCAGAUGACCAGUGAAGUGGUACCUGGGCUGAUUUUUGCAGGCAUGGAAGUUUCAGAGGCCCGCGGGUGCAACAGGAUGGGCCCCACGUUCGGCGCCAUGCUUUUGUCAGGCCAGAAAGCCGCAAAUCUGGCGGUGCAGAUUCUGAACCGUCAAGGCUAA